GCCAUCGGAGGACGAAGCAGGGGAUUCCGCAGCCUGAGGAAAUAUGGAGGACAGUGAUGAUGAAGAUGCAAAACUCAAAGAAGAAAUAGAAGCUGAACUGGAUAAAAUCAGCAUUUCCUCUUUGGAAAAAGAUGAGAUUGAAAGUGAUUCAGUAUCAGACACUGAGAGUGAUGGGAGUGAUACUGGUUUGGAUGAGCUGCCAGAGUCAAUGCUUCACUGCAUCAGUGUCAUACAGAACAAGAGAAAAGCCACGGAAGAACUCAUCCUGCAGGAUUUAGAAGAUCCUGAUGCUUUUAGUUGUUGUUACGGAGCAUUUUCAAGCAACUACAUACAUUUACGGGUAGGGUUAUCAACUGAAUCCAAAGACAGUUCUGAACAAUUAAUGAAGGUAUUAUCUGGAAUAGAGAAAGAAGAAUUUAUGAGAAGGAAAACCCAUUGUGCCAGGCCUGAUUUGAUUCCUCAGCCUGACCCUCAGGAUAUUACUGGCCCUCAGGAAGUAACUGACCCUCAGGAUGUUCCUGACCCUCAAGAUGUACUUGUUUUUGCAGAUGAUUCCGAUAUGAAUUUUGGAUACUUUGAAGUAGAGGAAAGAUGCAGGAAGUCGUUUGAAGCUUGGCAAGACAAACAAAAGGAGAUAGAAGACAAAGAGAAAGAAACACUCAAGGCAUGGGGCGAUAGGGAAAGAGAGAAAUUUCAAGAAGAAGAGGAAAAGAGACAUUGCUGGAUACAACAAUUUGAACUUGAAAGGAAAAAAUUAGAGGAUAUUCAGAAGCAAGAGCAGGACAAAAUGAAUGAUGAACUCCAGAGAGAAGAGGAACUGUGGAAAGAAAAAUCUAGACAGCACGAGGAGUUUAUUAGAAACUUGCAUUUGCAAAUGGAAGAGGAAAGAGCCAGAUUUAAUGAGCUACAAGAAAAAGAAAAGUCUCGUUUGCUAGAAGUGCAGCAUAGUGCAGCUGUAAAAAUUCAAGCUAAAUAUAAAGCGUAUAUAGCCUACAAAAAAUAUGGCCUGAUCAUCAGAGAACAAAUAGAGAGUAAGAGAAGGAAAGCUCAAGAGUGGAAAGAAAAGGAAGCAAAAAUUCGACAGAAAGAAGAAGAAAGACAAAAAAGAUUAGAGGAGGAACAUAGGAUAGAAGAAGCGAUAAAAAGGAAAAUGCAAGAAGAAAGAAAAAGGAGAGAAAAAGAAUAUGAGGAUAAAAAGAACAUCUUGAGAAAAGAAAGAGAGGAAUUAAGGAACCGAGAAAAGAUACAAUCACAAGAAGAUACUGGUCAACACCUUAUCAUCAACUGUGCAUUAAGGAAGAGAGACUGUACUGCCAAGCAUGUAGCUGUUACAGAUAAGAACAAGGGAACAAUAGCCCAAAAGUUAAAGGAAGCAAAUUCUAGAAAGCACAGUGUUUGUGUAGUUGAACAAUUAGACAAAGGAGAAAAUGUGGACAGCCAGCUUAUAUUUAAAGAAUCAAUAGAUGCAAAAUUAGUAUCAAGCAAAGCAAUUUUGGCAAAAUUGAAUGUGAAUAAAAAGAGUGAGAACUUAGCGAAACAACAGUGUUUAUUAGAACUUGUUAAAAAAGAGGUAAAAUAUGAAAGUAUUGAAAAGCCUCAAUUGGAAAACAAAGAUAUAGUAGAAAAUAUGAAUGAGCAGUUUCAACUGCAAGAAUUCAAGUCUCAAGUCCCAACCAAAGAGAGUGUGGAACAUACCACACAUGAGGAGAUGGGAGGAAUCCAAGUGAAUGGACACAAUGAAGAAAUGAAUGAGCUGAAAAACCCUGAAGUACAGAAAAUAAUCAAGGGUAAUCAGCAGAAAGCAGAGGAAGAGGACAGUUCGAAACAAAGUGAGUCAUUGCUUGAACAGAGUCACACUCCAGUUGUUUCAAUGGAAGAAAACCAACUGCUGCUAAAGUUAGAAAAUUGUGAAACUACAGGUGGCCAUGUAAUACUAGAAGAUAAAGAAGUUAAUUUAAAAUCAAAAGAACUUGAGGAGUUCUCAAAAGGUAACACACUGAGUAGUGAUACUGUGAUUUCUAUCACAGAUGCUAUGGCAAAUACAGAAAUAAAGAAGCAGAAGUACAGAUUAGUGGAAAACGCUCCUACUGAAGACUUGGGCAGUUAUUAUGCAGGAAGCUUCCAGGCUACUACAGAAGCACACUCUCUUCAAUCUAAGAUUCAAGAAAUUCAAAGCAAUGGCCAGAAAAAUGGAGCUGCACGGGAAAGUAUCAAGUACUACUCUAUCCCAGAGGCAACAAUUUUAUCUUCCAUUGAAGAACAGAGAAAAGCUUGGGUAACAUCAUGUAGAUCUUGGUUAGAAAUCCUCAAAGAAUAUCAACAAAAGAAAAUUAUUAAAAGGAGAAGAACUAUGAAAUGUCCAACCAAUAUGAUGCCUCCUUUGAGUACAUUAGACAUUCUUCAGUGUGGUCCUUGGGAUACUUUACAACAGGUUACAACUAUUACCCUUCAAGGUUUGCCAGGAUGCAGUCUCUCUACCUUGGCAGACUGUCCAAAUCUUCAGUUUCUGUCUCUUCAGCGCUGUGGAUUAGUGUCCCUGAAUGGCCUGAGUCACUGCCGAAAACUGAAGUUCAUUGAUGCUCAGGAGAACUAUAUUGAGGCUAUCAAUUGUGAAAAUAUGGAAAAUCUCUCUAUUGUUCUUCUUAAUAAAAAUCAAUUGACUUCUAUUCAUGGUUUGGAUGGUUGCACUAAUAUCCAAAAUCUUGAACUCUCAUAUAAUAAAAUUACUCGAAUUGGUGGUUUGGAAUCUUUAAAAUGUCUUCAACAACUAACUGUGGACCACAAUCAAUUAAUUAGUUCAAAAGGUCUUUGUGAUGCACCUACCAUUGUAUACCUUGAUUGUUCUUAUAAUCAUCUUACUGACCUUGAGGGCAUAGAAAAUUGUGGAUUGCUCCAAAUAUUGAAAUUAGAGGGAAAUUUUCUAAGUGAGCCUCCACCUUUGAAGAAUCAUGUUCUACUAAGAGAAUUACACUUGGAUGAUAACAGUAUUUCAACUGUGGAAGCAUUUUCUUCAUAUUGGUUGCCCUUACUACAAGAUCUUACUCUCUCUCAAAACAGGUUGACAAAUAUUGUACCACUUUUUCAUUUUGUUUCUUUGGAAAAGCUGGAUAUCAGCAACAAUUGUCUUUCUGAUCUGACUUGUGUGAUGAAAUGGCUUGGUGCAUGUUACUCUCUCCGAGAACUCUCUCUUACUGGAAACCCCUUACUUAAAGAAGUAAAUGGGAGGAAUUCCCUACUUAAAACAUUGCCAGCACUUAGAAUCUUCAAUGGUGAAAUGGUAACCUCUUCUUCAGAAAUCCCCACUGAAGGAGACUGUCAUCCAUCCUCAGGAGGCUUCCUGGCACUCUGUCAGUCUCAGAUUCAAGAGUUUUCCACAAUAUCUGAGAACUAUACUACUCAGAAAGGGGAUGUUUUUACUUUGGAGGCUGUAGAAAAUCUCUGUGAUUAUUUUAAGAAAUUGAUGGAACUUAGUAAUGAAUGCAGAUAUGCUCAUGAACAUGGAGAUCUGAGUAUCACCGAGACAGUAGAAGCAGAGGUCCAGCACAACCAUUUGGCAUUUUCAAGCAAUAACAACACACCGAAAAACAUGGUCUUUCAGUCUCAGACUAACAAACACAACACAAACUCACCAGAUAUUAAUGAGAAAUUGAUAGACUUUGACUCCAUGAAUACCCCAUUGAGCUGUGAAGAUAUGGAAGGAAUAAAUCAGAAAAAAAUAGUAGGUCAGAAGAUGGAAGAUGGCAAGCCAAGUUGUAUUCCCACUGAAAGAAUUACAUUCGUGGAAACAGUAAUGAUAGAUUCUCCAUUGAGUAAUCACCAAAAUAUUGAACACUGUGAAACAAUUUCAGCAGCUAUGAUAAUCCAGGCUUACUGGCGUGGGUACAUUGUACGCAGGCAGAGAAAAUUUUCUGAAAAUAUAAAUCUUCCUGACAAAGAACCCCUGCUGAGUCCCUUAAUGCAUAAUCAAACUACUGUAAAGAAAGAAGGAAGAGGAAAUGCUGUGAAUAUCCAAGAACAGAGGGAGAUGGCUGCUCUUUGUAUUCAGGCAGUGUGGAAGGGCUUUAUUUUACGGAAGAAGCUGGUGACAGCCCUAGAGGCCAUCAACAGUGAAGAGUCUGGGGAAGAAUAUGAAGAAAUAAAUUUAGAGGACUUCAUUUUCGAUGAAGCUGCCUUAGAGAAAGAAUGGCUAGCUUUAGCUUCCACCCGCUUCCCUUCACAAACACUGCUUCUCUCAAACCAGCUGCACUGGCCAAAGAACUCUGGAAUUGUGAAAAUUGAUGACAAUUCACUUAAUAUUCCAAGUCUCCCAGCUCAAGCAUGGCUGUGUAAUGAAAAAGACAAUGUGUCCUCUUCAGAACACACACAAUUAAAUAGCAGAUCGGAAAGUGGAACUAUAUCUUGGACACCUGCAUCAAAGACAAGUCCAAAGAGUUUGCUGAAAUCUGAAAAAGAAGAAAGAAUUUCAGAAGAAUGGGGUUUUAAGGAUAUUUCUACUGCUCAGCAAAUGCUGAAGAGGGCAGAGAAAAUGAAAUCAAAGAAAUUAAAGAAAAAAAUAGAUCCCACUGUGCGUCUAGCAUUAUUCAAAAACAAUGAAAAUAAAGUUUCUGUGAAAAAUCCAUCAAAGAAGAAACAGGUCAAAAGAUAUGAUUACUUUGAAGCUAAAGGAAUUGAAGCCAGACAAUUGCACAUGCUAAGUGAGGAUUCUACCACAGACCUUCAUUCACAACCAUCAAGCCUUUGUAGGGAGCAGAAACCAGAGGAUCGUCAGAGCCCCUCAAGGCUGAAAUCAGAAAAGAUACACCGGCUCAAAGCAACCAGGUGGAGGAGUGAUGGAUUGGGACUCCUGAUGUUCUUCUCAGGCCAUCGUAGGCAAGCGCCCCCUGCCACAGGUAAGGCAGAAGACAUUAUCUACAAGGACACCAGUCUAAAUGAAAAACUAGAAAGGAGCAAAGAGUAUACAUACCGAUGGCUUCACACACAGACUGGGAUUCAUGAAACAAAUAUUUCCAGAAAUAUGAAAUGUGAACACUUCUUGCCGGAGUUAGAUCCAGAUGUACUUAAUGGUGGAAGAGUUCAACUUGUGGCAAGACUUGUAAGCAGAGAAGACACGGAUUUGGACUUUUUUUCCAUGACCAGUGGAAGUGCUUUGUCUGUGAACAGAGAAAAAAACAUUCAGGUACACAGACACUCAGCAGGAUCUUCAAGUAAGUUGUGGUUUCCUUCGGAAUUAAUUUAGAAAUCACAAUGA
Molecule: messenger RNA, 5248 nt
Organism: Jaculus jaculus (lesser Egyptian jerboa)
Lineage: Eukaryota; Metazoa; Chordata; Mammalia; Rodentia; Dipodidae
Gene: Lrriq1
Product: leucine rich repeats and IQ motif containing 1
Exons: 28
Molecular function (GO): protein binding
Source: RefSeq, a predicted model, not a curated record